Messenger RNA from Ipomoea triloba (trilobed morning glory), 832 nucleotides. RefSeq lists its product as uncharacterized. Lineage: Eukaryota; Viridiplantae; Streptophyta; Magnoliopsida; Solanales; Convolvulaceae. The record is from RefSeq and is a predicted model, not a curated record. Gene Ontology annotation, cellular component: mitochondrion. The transcript is spliced from 4 exons. Bases 220 to 528 code for a protein of 102 amino acids.
GGCAGAGGCUCCCAAUCUCAUCGUCGUUCUCCCCAACUCUUCUGGCAGUCGAAGCAUCAAUACUCCUUAAAGUGACCCUGAUUUCUCCAAGCCUCCGGCUUCCAUAAGAUUGGACACAACUUUUGAGUGGUUGAUUUUGUGAAGUAUAAGAGCUGAAGGGUUUUGGUUGCUUUUGAAUCUUUUUCUUUCCUGAAGCCUUGAGCUGAGGCAGAAGAAGAAAUGAGUGCUGGGAGACUGAAGAACUUGCUGGCAUCGGUAGCCAUUGAAGGGGUGGCUGAGGCGAGGGCAAGGAUAUUUGGCCACGUGCUUAACCCUACAGGUGAGAGAUCUGCUCAUAAAAUUCUACGCAAGAAGCUGAUUGGAGACAAGGUUUCGCAGUGGUAUCCACAUGACAUCAGAAAGGAUGAUCCACUUGUCAUGGCACGAGAAGAACAAGAGCGGUUGAGCAAGCUUGAAAUGUUGAAGCGUCGCGGAAAGGGACCACCUAAGAAGGGGCAAGGAAAGCAGGCCAAAAAGCGGAACAAGUAGACAUCAUUUCCAAUUUGAUUAGCUUGGGAAUCAUCUAACGAGUUUACUUUCAGGGAAAACAAGAUCACUGCCAGUCAAGCAUUAGUGAGUUUUACUUGAUAGCUAGCUUUCCUCUCUGAUAUGUUCUGGCAUUGCUUGCUUUGUGAACCUUAUAAAACGUAGACUGAGAAACAUGGAAAUGGAUUUUGUCAUUAAUUGUUCAUGUCAUCUCAUGCAGCCAUUUAAGACAAUGUGUUUAUUACUUUUUUGGUAAUGGAUGGAAACAAUACAAUAUAAUACAAUAGUACUAUUUAUUACUGAUGCC